Messenger RNA from Arachis stenosperma, 642 nucleotides. RefSeq lists its product as uncharacterized. The record is from RefSeq and is a predicted model, not a curated record. The coding region runs from base 1 to 642 and encodes 213 amino acids. The transcript has a single exon. Lineage: Eukaryota; Viridiplantae; Streptophyta; Magnoliopsida; Fabales; Fabaceae.
AUGCUAGAUGACAAUAACAUUUUGGUCAAGACAUUUCGUAUGGUUAAGGAUUUAGUUGCUAAAGAAUCCAAUAAUUCAAUCAAGCUUAGACUAUUGGGCAAAAGGAGAAAGGAUGGUAGAAGAUAUAACUUUUCUUCAAUAGAUGAAGUAGCUGCUUUGAUUGUUGGAGAUUUUGAUAUAGAUAAGGUUGAUAGGGACAUUGUGGAUGAGACACAAAGUAGAAGAUUACAAAAGAUCAAUCAACUCAAUCCAGCUUAUUUGGAAUUACAGUAUCCUUUGUUAUUUUCUUAUGGAGAGGACGGUUACAAAGAAGAUAUAAUUCUUAAUAAGAAGAAUCAUAAUGGUGAAAAAGCACGACAAGAGGUGUCCAUGAGAAAAAAUUUUUCAUUUAGGAUUCAAGAAAAGUUAGAUGAUGGAUCUCCCCUCUUAUAUGUAAGGAGACUAUUCCAACAAUUUUUGGUUGAUGGGUAUUCCAAGAUUGAAUCAAUCAGGUUGAACUAUAUAUGUCAAGAACAAGAUAAAUUCAACUGUAAAAUAUACAAGGGAAUAAAAGAAGCAGUUUUGAGUAGGAAAACAACACCAUCAUCAUAUGAUAAACAUAUUCUAUUGCCUUCUUCAUUUAGGGGGGUCUCAGAUAUAUGA